Messenger RNA from Trypanosoma conorhini, 351 nucleotides. Its product is annotated as retrotransposon hot spot (RHS) protein. The record is from RefSeq and is a predicted model, not a curated record. The annotation marks the transcript as partial. NCBI's taxonomy places the organism in Eukaryota, Euglenozoa, Kinetoplastea, Trypanosomatida, Trypanosomatidae. The transcript has a single exon.
AUGCAGCUUGUCGGCCCGCUGCCGCGUGACAUCUUCAGUGCGGCUGCGUUCGAUGGGCGCACUGCGGCGGGUGACGGCGCCGUGCGGGCGACUGACGCCCCGGUCGCCGAAGACGACUGUGCUCGGGAAGGCGAGAAACUGUGGGGUGCGGGGAAUCCGUUUCGGAGGCCUGUGAAGAUUGAGCGGGAGUGUGGCGCACACGGUGUGGAGGCCUUGCGCUACACAAAUGUGUGUUGCUUCUUUGAUCCUCGAAUGGGGGCACGCUUGUGUGGGGUUCUUGGCCCCAGCGAGUGCCUUUCGCGGUUACGGCGUGCCGCUCGCCUUCCUGAAGAGCUCCAGAAGCCGCGUGCC